Messenger RNA from Setaria italica (foxtail millet), 971 nucleotides. RefSeq names its product E3 ubiquitin-protein ligase ATL23. The transcript is spliced from 2 exons. NCBI's taxonomy places the organism in Eukaryota, Viridiplantae, Streptophyta, Magnoliopsida, Poales, Poaceae. The record is from RefSeq and is a predicted model, not a curated record. Bases 239 to 775 code for a protein of 178 amino acids.
GCACCUCUUGUCGUUUUCACCAACCCAGAUGGGCCUUCUAGUGCCAUGUACUGAUCAUUCAACAGUCGCAGUACCCGGUGAGCGAUGACCAUUUGUUAAUCCGAUCCAGCACACCGUUUCUUCCAAAGCGAAAGCUUAAAGAAUUCAAUAAUGCUAUCCGCAGGACGAUCGAUGCUGUCGCUUUUAAGAACAUGUACUGUGCGGCAAGUUUGUCAAAGAAGCCGGUAAUGAGAUAGGCAUGGAAGAUGAAUCGAUGCAAUUGACCUGCACCAGAAGAUCCAUCGACCCUGCUGCGAGGCGCCGUGUCGUGCUCGUUGCGUCAAUGGCGGGAGUGACGCUGUCCGUGCUCCUCCUCGUCGCCGGCGUCGUGGCCAUGCUCGUGCUGCACAUCCUCAUCGUCUUCUGGGCGCUCAGGCGGGGCGUCGCCCUCCGCGCCGCGCCGGACGAGGAGCGCGCGGCGGCGGAGGGGCUGUCGGCCGAGGAUCUCAACGGGCUGCCGUGCCACGACCACGAGAGCAAGGCCGGCGCGGGCGGCGGCGAGUGCGCGGUGUGCCUGGAGGCGUUCCGGGCCGGGGACCGGUGCCGGGCGCUGCCGGGGUGCGAGCACGGUUUCCACGCGCAGUGCGUGGACCCCUGGCUGCGCAAGAGCCGCGUCUGCCCCGUCUGCCGCGCCGUGGUCGUCGUCGUCGCCGUCGGCCGCGGCAAGGCGGCCGGCACGGUGGCCGCCGCCUCGUCGGAGGUCGUGGCUGAAAGGCAGGGAGGCGCGGAUCGGUAGCUGCUAGCUAGUGAGUUCGGCUUCGACUUUGCCGUUUGAUUCGUUCGUGCUUGUACAUACAGACAGAAAGAAGCAGUUGGUUCUUUGCAUUUGCGAAAUCUUUAAUUUGUUUAGUUGCUACCAGUGUAAUGUUCAGUUCAUCCUUUGUAAUUACGAGCUGAUUUGAUUCAUUCGAUAGUGAUUACGAGUUGAGAAA